UAAUCUUAUGCAUAGAUUGACUAUACUUUACCUGGAAUCAACUUUCUCAAAUGGCUUCCUCCUUUUCUGCUUCAGCUAGCAUCCCCACAAGAAAAUAUGAUGUCUUUAUCAGUUUCAGAGGGGAGGACACUCGCGAUAAUUUUACCAGCCACCUAUAUGCUGAUUUGUGUAGAAAAAAGGUCCUGACCUUCGUAGACAACAACCUCAGGAGAGGAGACGAGAUUUGUUCAUCACUCUUGAAAGCAAUUGAAGAAUCCAAGCUUUCUGUGAUUGUUUUCUCUGAAAACUAUGCAUCCUCCAAAUGGUGCUUGGACGAGCUUGUAAAGAUCCUGGAAUGCAAGGAAAUGAAUGGACAGACGGUUAUACCGGUGUUCUACCAUGUCAAUCCAUCUCAUGUAAGGAAUCAAACUGAAACUAUUGGGGAAUCAAUCGGUGAACUUGAACUAGUAACAGAAAAGAUGGAAAAGGUGAAGAGAUGGAGAGCUGCCUUGAAGGAAGUGGCUACUCUAACUGGGUGGCAUUCGCGGAACAUUAGAUCAGAGUCUGAACUUAUUGAGGCGAUUGCUGGAGAUAUCUUGAACAAGUUGUAUAAAAUGUCUCCUGGUCACUCUAUGAAUCUGGUUGGAAUUGAGGAACAGAUCAAGAUAACUGAAUCUUUGUUGUGCAUGGAGUCACAAGAGGUUCGGAUCAUAGGAAUAUGGGGAAUGGGUGGUAUAGGAAAGACCACCAUUGCAAGAGCUGUAUUUGAUCGAAUCUGUAAUCAAUUCGAAGGAUUCCACUUUCUUGCAAAUGUCAGGGAAAAUCUAAGAAGGUAUACUGCAGUUGAUUUACGAAACAAACUUCUUUCUAAAAUAUUAGAUGAAGAUAAUCUACUUGAGCAGCCUCCAAGUUUGGCAGUUGCUUUUACAAAGGAUUGUCUCCGCCGCAAAAAGGUUCUUAUUGUCCUGGAUGAUGUGGAAAACUCGAGGCAAUUGCAGGAGUUGUCACUUGGGGUGCAUGAUUUGUUUGGCCCAGGAAGCAAAAUCCUUGUAACAAGCAGGGAUAAGCAAGUGCUUAUAAAGAAUGGAGUUGAUGCCAUAUAUAAGGUGCAAGGACUGAACAAUCAUGACGCCCUUCGACUCCUGAUUUUGAAUGCCUUCAAGAAGAACUGUCCCAAGAGGGAUCACAUAGAGUUGUUAGAGAGGAUGGUAGAUUAUGCAAAAGGUAAUCCGUUGGCUCUGAUAGUCUUGGGUUCCUCUCUUUAUGAUAGAAGCAAAGAGAAAUGGUACAGUGCAUUGAAUAAGUUGGGGAAAGUUCCAAACCCUGAAAUUCAAAGGGUGUUGAGGAUUAGUUACGAUGGAUUAGAUGGGGAACAGCAGCAAAUAUUUCUUGAUAUUGCAUUCUUUUUCAAUGGCGCAGAAUGGAACCAUGCUGUAAAAGUUUUAGACAGUUGUUAUUCCUCUCUGCAGUUUGACUUGAGCAUUCUCAUUGACAAGUCUCUAAUCACCAUUUCUCAGAACACACUAGAGAUGCAUGAUAUACUACAAGAAAUGGCUUAUAGCAUCGUUCGUGAAGAAUCUAAGAAUCCUGGAAAACGCAGCAGGUUGUGUGAUCAUGAAGAUAUCUAUCACGUACUGAAGAAAAAGAAGGGAACUGAAGCAGUUGAAGGCAUUUGUUUGGAUAUAUCUAAAAUGCCGGAGAUGCACUUGGAAUCCGACACAUUUGCAAGGAUGAAUAGUCUCAGGUUUCUUAAAUUCUACCAUCCCUUUUACUUCAUGGACUCCAAAGACAAAGUGCACCUUCCUCUGAGUGGCCUCAAAUAUCUCUCUGAUGAACUGAAAUAUCUCCACUGGCAUAGAUUCCCUGCAAAAUCUCUGCCACGAAAUUUUUGUGCCGAAAACAUUGUUGACCUUACACUACAUUCUAGCAGAGUUGAGCAACUUUGGACGGGGGUACAGGUACGAUUUGUUUUUGCUAUGGAAUGCGAUAACCUUGUCAGCCUUCCAAGUUUCAUUGAAAAACUUCCUGUGCUGAAAUAUCUUAAAUUGAAUUAUUGCAAAAGUCUUCUUUCUCUACCAGAGCUUCCACCGUCACUAGAAUUCUUGGAGGCAGUUGGUUGUGAAUCACUGGAAACCUUAUCAAUCGGCAAAGAAAGCAAUUUCUGGUACUUGAAUUUUGCAAAUUGCUUCAAAUUGGAUCAGAAGCCACUCUUGGCAGAUACACAAUUGAAAAUUCAGGUCACUUUCUCUUCCUCUUCCUCUUCACGCGAAGUCACGAUUAUUUUACCAGGGAGUGAAAUUCCAGGAUGGUUCUGUGAUCAAAGUAUGGGAUCUUCGGUAGCCAUAAAGUUGCCCACAAAUUGCCAUCAACACAAUGGUUUUGCCUUCGGCAUGGUCUUUGUAUUCCCAGAUCCUCCAACAGAAUUGCAAUGCAACAGGAUAUUUAUAUGUGAAUGCCAUGCUAGAGGUGAAAAUGAUGAACAUCAUGAUGUCAUUUUCAAUUUGAGUACUUGUGCUUAUGAACUCCGAUCAGUUGAGUCAGAUCAGAUGUUACUCUUGUACAAUCCCUGCGAGUUCGUAAAACGAGAUUGCAUCAGCCAAUAUUCUGGAAAAGAAAUUUCAUUUGAAUUUUACCUGGAUGAGCCGUCAGGGCUUCAGAAUCGUUGCAAGGUGAAAAGGUGUGGAGUUUACCUCCUGGAUGAGUGAUUUCCACCCAGCAGUGAGGUUUUUGUGUUUUCGUAAUGAAUAAUUCAAGAUUUUUGGAAAUCAAUCAGAGUAUAAUAUUAUGGGAGCUUGCGUUGAUUGCUGCCUCCUGCUAUAAUGAUGGCAUCGACUCGAAACAGAGGAAGAGAAGAACUGAUAAGCUGGAAGAGGAACCACGCCAUAUCUGGUUUAACACUAUGAAUGAUCGAGAUUCCAGCAGGACAGACCAAGCAGAGUCUUUUUUGUGAGAUGAUUGUGUAAGAUAAUGUUUAGUUUCCUCAAAUGAACGUAGAACUAAAAUUCUUACUUUGUUAAUCUUGUAAACUUAACGUUGUAUAAGAGCUUAAAGACAAAAUAAGUA
This is a messenger RNA of Populus nigra (black poplar), 3042 nucleotides long. Its product is annotated as disease resistance protein RPV1-like. The coding region runs from base 51 to 2684 and encodes 877 amino acids. Gene Ontology annotation, molecular function: ADP binding. Lineage: Eukaryota; Viridiplantae; Streptophyta; Magnoliopsida; Malpighiales; Salicaceae. The record is from RefSeq and is a predicted model, not a curated record. Gene Ontology annotation, biological process: defense response; signal transduction. The transcript is spliced from 5 exons.